AUGUACGGUAGGAAUUUCCCUGGAAGAAAAGGUCUUAAACAACGUUUUGCUAACAAGGUUGCACAACGAAAUCGGUUGCCAAAACACCACAUUGCUCUUAUUGCUGCCACCAUAUUGACAUAUGGAUCUUAUGGCCUUCGAGUUCACACCUUAGUGUCUGACAUUGAUGCUUUGUGUGUUGCUCAUUUCUUUGCCUCCAUUGCAGAAGACUUUUUUGUUCUGCUUCACCACAUGCUCAAAACUAGACCUGAAGUAUCACAGAUUCACUGUGUCAAGACUGUUAAAGUCUCGUUUAUGCGAUUUAAAGUCCCUCUUAUGCCCUUUAAUUUAAAGUGUAUAAGAGGGACUUUAAAGCGCAUAAGAGGGACUUUAGCAGUCUUGACACAGUGAAUCUGUGAUACUUCAUGUCUAGUUUUGAGCAUG
Molecule: messenger RNA, 423 nt
Organism: Cicer arietinum (chickpea)
Lineage: Eukaryota; Viridiplantae; Streptophyta; Magnoliopsida; Fabales; Fabaceae
Source: RefSeq, a predicted model, not a curated record